AUGUAUUCGAACUUUGUCUUGGUGCAGUUCGCCUUCUUCGGUGUCGGCCUCUCGUCCCAGCUUCCAAGCUCCGGCUGGAAGGCAGCGAACUUCCAAAAAACCUGCGGUUCGUGGUACAUAAUGGGCCCAAGUUCCAAUUCGAUAGCAGCAGUCUGCAACAGUACAAUCUCGGUCGACUAA
This is a messenger RNA of Colletotrichum destructivum, 180 nucleotides long. RefSeq lists its product as uncharacterized. Lineage: Eukaryota; Fungi; Ascomycota; Sordariomycetes; Glomerellales; Glomerellaceae. The coding region runs from base 1 to 180 and encodes 59 amino acids. The transcript has a single exon. The record is from RefSeq and is a predicted model, not a curated record.